Molecule: messenger RNA, 1765 nt
Organism: Prunus avium (sweet cherry)
Lineage: Eukaryota; Viridiplantae; Streptophyta; Magnoliopsida; Rosales; Rosaceae
Source: RefSeq, a predicted model, not a curated record
CUGCGCACCCUUCCCCACCUCUCAACGCAGCGCCGUCCACCUCCACCUCCCAAUCUGCUCUUUCUCUCUCUCUCUCUCUCUCUCUCUCUCUCUCUGCUCUCGUUCUCACCCCCUGACCUCUCUCUCGCAGCGGGUGGUCAAAGACUCGGCUGGGUCGGGCGAGUCACUGAAGCAGAGCUGCUGGGCUCAGAUGCCUCAGGAGUUGCUGAGGGAAGUAUUGGUGAGAAUCGAGGCCUCCGAGGCCGCUUGAAAAAUUGGAAAGACGAUAAUAAUGUGGAACUUGUGUAGCUGAGAACGAAGAGUUUGACUGUGAAAGACCACAUCAGGCAAACAUUUUGGCUUGCAUUUGAUGUGUUUGAUGAAAUCCCUCUUCAGUCUUUCUUCAUAAUACUAAUGCCCUGUGCACUGCUAGCUUAGUAUGGAAAAUCGCAACAAAGCCCAGCUUCAAAGUUUUCUCAAAACUCUUCCCCCUGUUGAGUUCUCCUGUGUCUAUGGCUCGUCUCUUCAUCCCAACAACCCUGGCAGUGCAAAGUCAACCAUGGUAGAUUGCAUUCUUGGUGUAUCCAAUCCCCGACAAUGGCAUUCUGAGAAUCUGACAUUGAACAACGAUCAUUAUUCUUCGUGGAUGGUGCUUCUUGGUGGGGCAAGACUGAUUACCGACGUUGCAGAUGAAAUAGGUGUGGGGGUGCACUUCAAUCCUUUUGUUAGUUGGAACGACAAGAUGUUCAAGUAUGGGGUUGUUCGCAUGCAUGACUUGGUUGAGGACAUACUAAAUUGGGAGAAGUUCUAUUUAAGCAGCCGAUUACAAAAACCAGUUCAUGUACUUUUGGAUAAUUUGGAUUUCGCAAAUGUAAACUCGGUUAAUUUGAGGGGUGCAAUGUCUGCAGCUCUUCUUCUUUUGCCGUCCAAGUUCACUGAGGAAGAACUGUAUGCCAAAAUAUGUAGCCUCUCAUAUAUGGGCGACUUGCGUAUGCUUUUUGCAGAGGACAGAAAUAAGGUGAAGAAAAUAGUACAAGGGCAAUUUGAAUUGUUCCGGCCGAUGUAUAAGCCAUUUAUUGAAGAGUAUGAGACCAAAGAGUUGUUGAGAUGCUCUUUAUCUGGGAAUACUCAACCAAUCAUAUCUCAGGAUGGCGGUUUAUUAGCAGCUCGAUCUCUUGUUUCUUCUUUGCCCCCAAUGGUCAGAAGCCAAAUGGGGAUGAAGCUAGGAGAAAAGAAAGUACUGUGUGACUCUGGUCGAGUUAUUCAGGAAAUUGUGAUUGGCUCCAAAGACGAGGCUGCUAAAUGCAUGCAGACUAUUCUGCGGCGAAAGGUCAUGGUUUCGAGUGCAAGACAGGCCAUGUCUGGUCUCCUGGCUGCUGGUGGCAUUAAUGCCACGAGAUAUCUUGGUGCUAAAAUGAGCAAGGCUUGGAAAUCCUGGAGAUGAUAAUUUUUUAUAUAUAAUUAUUUAUUCAUUUUUAGCGCCAGUCUUGUUCAGCCAUAAACCAUUAGCAUCAAAGGGACGUGGAAAGUGUGAUUUUGCAAUUCCAUCGCAACAACAGGUGAGAUGCUCGAAACAUAACCUAUAUGAGCUCACCAGGGUUCACUGGUCAAUAGUUUUCGUUCAAACAAGAUAUUGUUGUUUGUACCAUGAAAGAAGAAACUGGUGUUAUCAGUGAGCAUUUUGUUAUAAGAAACUGAGAGAGGAAAAGCAAGUUUUGUACAUUGCGACAUGCAAGAAUGUUUUCAAGAUUUAAAACUAUGCAUAUCUCUAUGCAUAUACUACCGA